This is a messenger RNA of Microplitis mediator, 2259 nucleotides long. Its product is annotated as dnaJ homolog subfamily C member 2. Gene Ontology annotation, biological process: 'de novo' cotranslational protein folding; regulation of translational fidelity. The coding region runs from base 139 to 2022 and encodes 627 amino acids. Gene Ontology annotation, cellular component: cytosol. Lineage: Eukaryota; Metazoa; Arthropoda; Insecta; Hymenoptera; Braconidae. The record is from RefSeq and is a predicted model, not a curated record. Gene Ontology annotation, molecular function: Hsp70 protein binding; ribosome binding. The transcript has 4 exons.
AUUUUUGCAAACACGUUUUCGUGCCGUUCGCUUGCGUUCACGUUGCGCCGUCAGAUAAAUUUUUCAAUAGAAAAUAAACUUUCAAUUUUAAAUUAUUAUUUAAAUAAAUUAGACUGUGGAAUUAAGAUCUGUACCAAGAUGACGAUGGUUGAGAAUAAUCAAAAUCAUGAUUGUAUUAUUUACAAUACGAUUUCACCUCUUCGGAAACACGACGUACAUGUUGCUGGAUCCGUGGUGUUGCAUGCGAUAGCUCACACGCGACUGACAACGCGAUUCGAGAAGAAUUCAAUCAACAAUCAAACUCCAGAAUCUUCUGAUGACGAGGAAAAAGAUUUUUCUAAUCAGAUUGAGGAUGAUCUAGUUUAUUUAAGAUCAUUAGAUCCCAAGGACUGGAAAAAUCAGGACCACUAUGCUGUCCUUGGUAUCAAAAACUUCCGACAUGAAGCCAGCGAAGAUCUUAUCAAACAAGCAUACAAACAGAAAAUACUGAAACAUCACCCGGAUAAACGCAAAGCGAUGGGCGAAGAAGUACGGGCUGAUGAUGAUUAUUUUACUUGCAUAACUCGCGCGUGGGAGACGUUGGGAAAUCCAGCCAAGAGACGUAGCUACGAUAGCGCUGAUCCUGACUUCGAUGACAGUAUUCCGGACGAGAAGGACGCGAAGAAUAAUUUCUUCAAGACAAUGGGUCCAGCUUUUAGAGUCAAUGCUCGUUGGUCUGUUAAACAACCGGUACCUCAGCUUGGUGAUCUAGAUACUCCAAGAAAUAAAGUAGAACAUUUUUACUCAUUCUGGUAUGAUUUUGACUCGUGGCGAGAGUACUCGUAUUUGGACGAGGAGGAGAAAGAGUCGGGACAGGACCGUGAUACGAGAAGGUGGAUCGAGAGGAAGAAUAAAGCGACCCGAGCUAAACGAAAGAAGGAAGAGAUGCAGAGAAUACGUUCGUUGGUCGAUAUCGCGUAUUCACAGGAUCCGCGGAUCAAAAAAUUCCAGCAGGAGGAUAAAGAUAAAAAGACGGCUAUGAAACGCGCGAAACAGGAAGCUGCUAAAGCGCGUCAGCAGGAGGAAGAAAGAUUGGCCAGAGAAACUGCUGAACGUGAACGCGUGGAAAGGGAGAAACGUGAGUCAGAGGAAAAGGCGAGACAGGAGGCUGCUAAACAAGAGCGCGAAGUUAUGAAGAAAGCUUUGAAAAAGGAACGUAAAGCUCUGAGAGAUCUUUGUAAAUCCCGUGAAUACUUUGCAGAGAAUCCGACUGAAAGUAUAAAACACAUGGAAAAUGUAGAGAAGAUUUGUGAAUUAUUCAAAUUGAAUCAGUUGGAAGAAGCGAUAAAAGAAUUACAGACGGGCGGUCGCGAAGCUUUUCUGAGGAUUGUCGGUAUGACUGAAAGUAAAAUCGAAGCUGAGCGUCGUGCUGGUAUCACAAAUCAAGCAUCGGAUUCGAGAAAUAAUGUCUUGGAGAAGCAGGUCAAGGCACACUUGGUGCCAUGGUCAGAGCACGAUCUCCAACUGUUAAUUAAGGCUGUAAAUCUCUUUCCCGCUGGUACAAGUCAACGGUGGGAUGUAGUUGCUAAUUUUAUUAAUCAACACUCGAGUAAUGGGAACACUCGUGACGCUAAAGAGGUUUUGGCUAAGGCCAAAGAUUUGCAGUCAACUGACUUCAGUAAGUCAAGUUUGAAGGAGCAGGCUAACAAAAAAGCCUUUGAUAAUUUUAUUGCGGAGAAAAAAAGCAAAGAUGCCGUUGACGAAAGAAUGCCUGCUGUUACUGAGCGACUGGAUCCGCCUGUUACUAAUGGUACGACGAGUGAGGCGAAGACUCAGGAACAAAAAUCACAGCAACCAUGGACGCCGGCUGAACAGAAACUCUUGGAGCAAGCACUUAAGACUUAUUCUAACGUCGCUGGUCCUGAAAGGUGGGAUCAUAUAGCCGGCUGUAUUCCCUCUAGAACUAAAAAAGAAUGUAUGAGACGCUACAAAGAACUCGUUGAACUCAUUAAGGCUAAAAAAGCAGCACAAGUUGCCAAAUAAUGAUAAAUUAUCAUCUAGCAUAAUAAGUAUUACGAAAUGAUAAACAGCUCUGACGUAUAUGCGAAUGCGUAUUUUCUGCUAUGUAUGGCGUUAAUUUAAAAAACAAAAAGUUAUUAAAUUAAAAUUGUCAACAACAUCUUCGAUGAUUGCGCAUCUUGAAAUGCGUCAUGUACAUUGGUAUGUAAAAUAUUAGAAAUUAUAUUACUUGAUGAAAUAAAAAAAAACUUAUUAAAAUAA